This is a messenger RNA of Cicer arietinum (chickpea), 3073 nucleotides long. Its product is annotated as pre-mRNA-splicing factor ATP-dependent RNA helicase DEAH1-like. The record is from RefSeq and is a predicted model, not a curated record. Lineage: Eukaryota; Viridiplantae; Streptophyta; Magnoliopsida; Fabales; Fabaceae. Gene Ontology annotation, molecular function: ATP binding; helicase activity; RNA binding. Gene Ontology annotation, cellular component: catalytic step 2 spliceosome; intracellular anatomical structure.
ACAGACAAACCCUAACGGUUAAAAACAAAGACAACGAGAGUGAGAGUAGUUGACCAAAAAAAAAACAAACACUCUCAUCACCAUUCUUCAUCUUUCGCUCGGCCCUUGUUGAAGUCUCGGCGUUCACAUCAGCUUUGUGAGGUCCACCUUCGUUGAAGAUAUGGAUUUAAGGAAGAGAAGUAGAACAAGUGCAGUUGAAGUUGAGGAAAAGGAGAGGGAAUUUAAGAGAAUAACUUCUUCCUGUAAUGAAACAAAGGGUUCAGAGUCAGUAGAAGAAGAACUGUUGAAAGAUCAAAGAGAGAAGGAGGAACUAGAGCAACAUUUGAGAGAAAGAGAGUCAGCGAGAACACGCAAAUUGACUGAACCAAAGGCAAGUCGAACAAGAUCUAAUGCAGAGGAUAUUCAAACAUUGAGAAAGGUUUCAAGGCACGAGUACUUGAAGAAAAGGGAGGAAAAAAAAUUACAAGAACUCAGAGAUGGCAUUGAAGAUGAGCAAUAUCUAUUUGAUGGAGUUAAGCUUUCAGAAGCAGAAUACCAUGAUCUUAGGCACAAGAAAGCUAUAUAUGACGUACUUUCAAAGAAGAAGGGGCUAGAAGGGGCGAAUAAUGAAUAUAAAAUGCCAGAAGCUUAUGAUGAUCAGCGUGGUGUUAAUCAAGAAAAGAGGUUUUCUGUGGCGAUGCAACGUUACAGUGAUCCAAAUGCUGAGAAAGAAGAGGUCUGGGAGGAACAUCAAAUUAGAAAGGCAACACUGAAAUUUGGUUCAAAAGAUAAAAGACAAGUUUGUGACGAUUAUCAAUUUGUGUUUGAGGAUCAAAUUGAUUUUAUCAAGGCAGCAGUGAUGGAUGGAGAUAAGUUUGAUUAUGAAGAAGAGCUUGCAUUGGAAAAAUCCAAAGCUAAGAGUUCAGUUUUAGAGGCACUUCAUGAGGAGAGAAAAAAGCUACCUAUCUAUCCUUUUCGGGAUGAAUUUCUCAAAGCUGUUCAUGAUCACCAAGUACUUGUAAUUGUUGGUGAAACUGGUUCCGGAAAGACUACACAGAUUCCCCAAUAUCUCCAUGAAGCUGGUUACACAAAGAAUGGAAGAAUGAUUGCAUGUACUCAGCCACGGCGUGUUGCUGCUAUGAGUGUUGCUGCCCGAGUUUCUCAAGAGAUGGGUGUUAAACUAGGACAUGAGGUUGGUUACUCCAUACGUUUUGAAGAUUGCACGUCAGAGAAGACUGUUCUGAAAUAUAUGACAGAUGGAAUGUUGUUGAGGGAAUUCCUUGCCCAGCCUGAGCUGGAAAGUUAUAGUGUUGUGAUGGUGGAUGAAGCUCAUGAAAGAACACUUUCAACUGAUAUUUUAUUUGGAUUAGUUAAGGAUGUUGCUCGUGCACGACCUGAUCUUAAGUUGUUGAUAUCAAGUGCUACUCUUGAUGCAGAGAAGUUCAGUAACUAUUUUGAUUGUGCUCCAAUUUUCAAAAUUCCAGGGAGACGGUAUCCCGUUGAAAUACACUUCACCAAAGCACCAGAAGCUGACUACUUGGAUGCUGCUAUUGUCACGACGCUUCAGAUCCAUGCCACUCAACCUCCUGGAGAUAUAUUGGUAUUCCUUACUGGUCAGGAAGAAAUUGAAACAACAGAAGAAAUCCUGAAGCAGCGAAUGAGAGGCUUGGGGACUAAAAUAGCUGAGUUGAUAAUAUGCCCUAUAUAUGCCAACCUGCCAACUGAACUACAGGCUAAAAUAUUUGAGCCCACACCUGAAGGGGCUAGAAAGGUUAUCCUUGCCACCAAUAUUGCAGAAACUUCAUUGACAAUUGAUGGGAUCAAAUAUGUCAUUGAUCCAGGAUUUUCUAAGAUGAAAUGUUAUAAUCCAAGGACUGGAAUGGAGUCUUUACUAGUCACUCCCAUCUCAAAAGCUUCAGCAAUGCAAAGAGCUGGUCGGUCUGGAAGAACAGGUCCUGGUAAAUGCUUCCGAUUGUAUACUGCAUACAGUUUUCAAAAUGAUUUGGAUGAUAACACUCCACCUGAAAUACAACGAACAAACCUUGCUAAUGUAGUCUUAACUUUAAAAUGUCUUGGUAUUGAAGACUUGAUUAAUUUUGAAUUUAUGGAUCCUCCACCAAUUGAUGCCAUAAAGAAAGCUUUGGAGCUUUUAUAUGCACUAAGUGCUUUAAAUGUGGGUGGCAAAUUAACUAAGGUAGGCAGACGGAUGGCAGAGUUCCCACUUGAUCCUAUGUUGUCAAAAAUGAUUGUUGCUUCAGAAAAGUACAAGUGUUCUGAUGAGGUAAUCUCCAUUGCUGCCAUGCUUUCUGUUGGCAACUCAAUAUUUUACCGUCCAAAGGAUAAACAAGUACAUGCAGACAAUGCAAGAAUGAAUUUUCACACUGGAAAUAUUGGUGAUCACAUAGCUCAUCUGAAGGUCUAUAAUUCAUGGAAGGAGAACAAUUAUUCAACACAAUGGUGUUAUGAGAAUUAUAUACAGGUAAGGAGUAUGAAACAUGCUAGGGAUAUCCGUGAUCAACUUGCUGGUCUAUUGGAGAGGGUUGAGAUUGAACUAACUUCAAAUUCCAAUGACUUUGAUGCCAUCAAGAAGUCCAUAACAUCUGGAUAUUUCCCACACUCUGCCCGACUACAAAAGAAUGGUACUUAUCGAAUGGUUAAACAUCAACAGACUGUUCACAUACAUCCUAGUUCGGGGCUGGCAGAAAUUCUUCCUAGAUGUGUUUUAUAUCAUGAACUAGUACUCACAUCCAAGGAAUAUAUGAGACAGGUCACAGAGAUAAAGCCUCAAUGGUUGUUGGAGAUAGCUCCCCACUUUUACGACCUCAAGGACGUUGAAAACUCCAGUUCCAACAAAAUGCCCCGUGGACAUGGACUUGCAUAGUACCAUUCUUUAGCAAAAUUUUGAUGGAACAACACUAAGGGUUAAAUAUCCUUAGGUAUAUCCUUCAAUUCUUGCUGUGAUGUAGUAUUUAACUAAUUGUUUUAUUCACUAGACAUGUUUUGAAUUACAAAAUUGAACUCAUGUAAAUACUCGAGUCUCUUGUUAGUUAUUAUGAUAAUUUUAUUGUAUAAAUGAUAUAGUUUAUCUAUUUAA